Molecule: messenger RNA, 609 nt
Organism: Pochonia chlamydosporia 170
Lineage: Eukaryota; Fungi; Ascomycota; Sordariomycetes; Hypocreales; Clavicipitaceae
Exons: 3
Coding region: 1-609 (202 amino acids)
Cellular component (GO): nucleus
Source: RefSeq, a predicted model, not a curated record
AUGCCCAGCUCAUUACAAAAGACGCGCAAACACAUUGCCAAGAAGCGCAAUGGCGAAGUCAACGCCCUGCACGCAAAGUCCAGGGAUUCGCUGCGGCUGCACAAAGCUGGUGUGCGAGAUCAAAGGCUGGAGAAGCUUGCCGCAGCAAGAAGCAAAAAGGAGCAACCUAUUGGUAUGAUUAGUGCCAUUCCGUGGAAAUUUUCAGAUGGUGAUUGGAGUAUUAAUUUGGUGAAUCCAGUUGAUCGAGUGACCUUUUUCCAAGAGAGUUUGGCUGAGAAGGAUAAUCAACCUCUCGAUCUCGAGACAGUCCAGUCAUAUAUCAAGACCUUUAUUCACCAAUAUGAUGAGGAGUAUGAUUCUCUCAAAAAAGCCCGCCGCCCAGGCAGACCGGCGAGUGCGAGGGAAGAUUUACUCAAAAUAAAGAUUGCCGCACUGCAAAAAGAGUACGAGAACGGAUUCGUAAUUCCCGAUCUCAUGUCUGCCGAAAAUGCAAAGAGUUUGGAAAACUGGGAAGGGUCAUGGGCUUACCUGACGAAUAUACCUUGGAUCAAAGUAUCAAGUGCGGGACAAACCAGGUCUGCCGAAUUUCCGUCAAAAGGAAUCAACUGA